Messenger RNA from Rubroshorea leprosula, 1761 nucleotides. NCBI's taxonomy places the organism in Eukaryota, Viridiplantae, Streptophyta, Magnoliopsida, Malvales, Dipterocarpaceae. The record is from the annotation of a GenBank genome assembly.
ACUGAUAAUGGAUACGCAGCCGGAACAGCAAGUUGACCAACUACUUGCAGUUGGAGGCUUGGAGCUCCUCCUGCUGUGUAACGGAUUUCUGUUUCAGUUUCGGAUUCCGGAGUUUUUGAAAGACGCCGGAGGCCAGAGGAGACGUGGAGACGUGGAUAGAUUACGUGAUGGAGAAGGCCUUGGGGCCGCACUUCUCCGGCUUCCGUACUCCCUCCGCCGCUUUCGCCGACGCCAAUGCUCCCAGGCAGCCCUUCGUCAUUGGAGUCUCAGGAGGUACAGCUUCAGGUAAAACAACAGUAUGUGACAUGAUCAUCCAACAGCUUCAUGAUCAUCGUGUUGUUCUUGUCAAUCAGGAUUCUUUCUACCGUGGUUUAACACCUGAAGAAUCAAAACGUGUGCAUGAGUAUAAUUUUGAUCACCCUGAUGCUUUCGACACUGAGCAGCUAUUAGAUUGCAUUCAGAAGCUCAAGAGUGGACACUCUUACCAAGUUCCAAUUUAUGAUUUUAAGACACAUCGUCGGUGCUCAGAUAGUUUCCGUCAGGUAAAUGUAUCAGAUGUUAUUAUCUUGGAGGGAAUUCUUGUUUUUCAUGACCGGCGUGUCCGCAACCUUAUGAAUAUGAAGAUUUUUGUAGAUACAGAUGCUGAUGUGAGGCUUGCUCGUAGAAUCAGGCGUGAUACAGUUGAGAGGGGUCGGGAUGUAAACUCUGUACUUGAACAGUAUGCAAAGUUUGUGAAGCCUGCAUUUGAUGAUUUCAUUCUGCCAUCAAAGAAGUAUGCUGAUGUGAUCAUUCCCCGGGGAGGUGAUAAUCAUGUUGCCAUUGAUUUGAUUGUUCAACAUCUCCGCACUAAGCUUGGUCAGCAUGACCUUUGCAAAAUAUAUCCCAACGUUACAGUGAGUCAGUCAACAUUUCAGAUAAGAGGGAUGCAUACUCUGAUCCGAGAUCGGGAGAUUUCAAAGCAUGACUUUGUCUUUUAUUCUGAUCGCCUUAUUCGUCUGGUUGUGGAGCAUGGUCUUGGAGAUCUGCCAUUCAAUGAGAAACAAGUAGUUACACCAACAGGAUCAGUAUAUACUGGGGUUGAUUUUUGCAAGAAGCUGUGUGGGGUGUCCAUUGUUCGAAGUGGUGAAAGCAUGGAAAAUGCAUUACGUGCAUGUUGCAAAGGAAUAAAAAUUGGAAAAAUUCUGAUUCACCGUGAUGGGGAUAAUGGCAAACAGCUAAUAUAUGAAAAACUUCCCAAGGAUAUCUCUGAACGGCAUGUACUGCUUUUGGAUCCAGUUCUUGCUACAGGGAACUCUGCCAACCAAGCCAUUGAACUGUUGAUACAGAAAGGAGUACCAGAAUCCCACAUUAUAUUCCUGAACCUAAUAUCCGCCCCCGAGGGAAUCCAUUGUGUCUGCAAACGUUUCCCAUCAUUGAAAAUUGUCACUUCGGAAAUUGAUGUUUCAUUGAAUGAAGAGUACCGUGUCAUACCAGGUAUGGGUGAGUUCGGAGAUCGUUACUUUGGAACAGAUGACUGAUCAAUUUUUGGGGAAUACAGAUUGUUACUAGUAUAUGUUCCAUAGUAUUCUGAAAAAACAUUUGGGUUAUUGUUUUCUAACCAUGUAAACCAACCACCGUCUGAGCUGCGGGGCACCAUCAAAUGUUUCAGGCUUUCAGCAUAAUUCUAGUACAAUAAAUGGAUUUCGAAUCAUUGGUUGCCUUCAUGUUUCUUUAAAUGAUUCUUUCUUUUAUGAUUAUGAUUAAUAUAAUGGAUAUUUUCAA